CCUCCAUGCGUAAAAGGCUCUACAGUUUGCCACAGCACAUUGGACAGAAAGCAUCUAUAAUGGGUGAAGGAGAAGACGCAGACAAGGACACCCGGAGGAAGAGCAUUAGGAUGAAGCCUUUACCGUCACCGUCGCCGACCUCUGGAGGAAGCUGCAAAGGCAUCGGCGAGACCAAAAGUGGGGAAUCUGUGAUCAUGGAGACGGACAUAGGGAGACCUAUGAAGACCAGCUCAAAUGGAGAUUGUCGGAGAUUUCGAGGCAGCCUUUCGUCCAUCACAAGUCGACAUGUGCACGACUCAGACUCUGCGGAGGAGAGACGCCUCAUCACUGAAGGGGAUGUUACCCCGAGCGAAGAGAGCCCCCCUGGAGCAAUCGGUGACGGGCAGCCGGAUCAAGGUGCGCAGGAGGCCAGCAGUGGCGCUGGCGGUGGUGCCCAAAAUGAUUCUCCAGACCAGCAGUCAGGGUUUAUAAAGUUGGAUGGCAUUGAUCAAAUUCUGCCGGACGACGAGAGAUUAUAUCAGGCUGGGUUCAUACACAGACAGUUAGGAGCAAUGCUUCAACCAGGGGUCAACAAGUUCUCCCUGAGGAUGUUUGGAAGUGAGAAGGCGGUUGAACGAGAACAAGAGCGGGUUAAAUCCGCCGGAUUUUGGAUAAUUCACCCCUACAGUGAUUUCAGGUUUUACUGGGAUUUGACCAUGCUGCUGCUGAUGGUUGGAAACCUCAUCAUCAUCCCUGUGGGCAUCACCUUUUUCAAGGAUGAGCACACCCCCCCGUGGAUUGUGUUCAACGUUGUCUCCGACACCUUCUUCCUCAUGGACCUGGUUCUUAAUUUCAGGACGGGUAUCGUCAAGGAAGAUAACACAGAAAUCAUCUUAGAUCCGCAGCAGAUCAAGAUCAAGUACUUGCGGAGCUGGUUUGUGGUCGACUUCAUAUCCUCCAUCCCCGUAGACUACAUCUUCCUCAUUGUGGAGACGCGCAUUGACUCGGAUUUCUACAAGACAGCACGCGCCUUACGCAUUGUCCGCUUUACCAAGAUACUAAGCUUGCUGCGCCUCCUGCGCCUCUCUAGACUCAUUCGCUACAUCCACCAGUGGGAGGAGAUCUUCCACAUGACCUAUGACCUAGCCAGCGCCAUGGUACGAAUAGUCAAUCUAAUCGGCAUGAUGCUGCUGCUCUGUCACUGGGAUGGCUGCCUGCAGUUCUUGGUGCCCAUGCUCCAGGACUUCCCUGCUGACUGCUGGGUGUCCAAAAAUAAGAUGGUGAAUGACACAUGGGGACAGCAGUACUCCUACGCACUUUUCAAAGCUAUGAGCCACAUGUUGUGUAUUGGGUAUGGCAUGUACCCCCCAGUGGGCAUGACAGACGUGUGGCUGACCAUCCUCAGCAUGAUUGUGGGUGCUACUUGCUACGCCAUGUUUGUGGGCCACGCCACUGCGCUAAUCCAAUCUCUGGACUCAUCUCGACGGCAGUACCAGGAGAAGUACAAACAGGUGGAACAGUACAUGUCCUUCCACAAGCUGCCUGCAGAUAUGAGGCAGAGAAUCCACGACUACUAUGAGCACCGCUACCAGGGCAAGAUGUUUGACGAGGAGAGCAUCCUGGGAGAGCUGAAUGAGCCGCUCCGAGAGGAAAUUAUCAACUUUAACUGUCGAAAGCUGGUGGCAUCUAUGCCGCUAUUUGCCAAUGCUGACCCAAACUUUGUCACCUCUAUGCUCACCAAAUUGAGGUUUGAGGUGUUCCAACCUGGGGAUUACAUCAUAAGAGAAGGCACCAUCGGAAAGAAAAUGUACUUCAUACAACAUGGGGUUGUCAGUGUUCUAACAAAAGGCAACAAAGAAACCAAGCUUUCGGAUGGCUCCUACUUCGGGGAGAUUUGUUUGCUAACACGGGGCAGAAGGACAGCCAGCGUCCGAGCUGACACGUACUGCCGCUUGUACUCAUUGUCUGUUGACAACUUCAAUGAGGUACUGGAGGAAUAUCCUAUGAUGAGAAGGGCCUUUGAGACUGUUGCUCUGGACCGGCUGGACCGUAUUGGCAAGAAAAACUCCAUCCUGCAGCACAAGGUGCAACACGACCUCAGCUCUGGUGUACUCAACUACCAGGAGAAUGAGAUCAUCCAGCAGAUUGUGCAGCAUGACAGGGACAUGGCCCACUGUGCCCACCUCAUGCAGAACGCUCCACCACAGACACCGCCCUCACCUACCCCUGUAAUCUGGGCCCCACUCAUCCAAGCACCUCUCCAGGCAGCAGCUGCCACCACCUCUGUAGCCAUAGCCCUGACACACCAUCCCCACCUCCCAUCAACGCUCUUCAGACCUCCAGUUUCUGUCCUCGGUUCCCUGAAGGACCCUCCUAGCCGACUUAAAAAGUUUCACACAUUUGUUCCUUCAUCCACAUCACCUGGCUCUGCUGGGGACUCUCCUUCUAGCACACCUUCUAAGCUGCAAACUGGGAUAGACAUGCCAUUGCUGGCGUCUUUCCGGGCCCAGCAAAUUACAUCAGGUUCAGGGGCAACUAGUUCAAGCCAGCAUGCUUCAGGUAGCGGAAUACAACGCGGACCUUGCAGGUCUGGGCCUGUGUCCAGUGGAGGAGCAACCUCCGUGUUCCCGUUUGGUCAGUUUUCAUCUUCUGGUUCACCUUCAUCUAGUACGGCCCAGCUGCACCCUCAACCACAAAAUCAAAAAUCCUUCCGCUCUGGUACACCACCUCUCUCAAACCUCUUUCACCAAGGAUCUAUAGGUGGAAGCACAGGGUCAGGACUAAGUGGAAGUUUAGCUGGAGCUUGUGGUGGUGCUACGGGAUGGUCUUUAGGUGGAGCAGUUGGAGGUUUUGUGGAAGGGGCCACUGGUGGGGACACUUCCUGGGCGGGAGAGGACUAUACAACUGGGUUGUUAGAAGUGACUUCUGGUGGGCACUCUGGGUUGGGAGGAGCUAAUGGUGGAUCAGUAGGAGGGAUCUCAGGGGAAACCAAGCUUCCCCAAAACCAACCACCUGCCAAGCCUCCUCAGGUGGCUCCUCUGCAGCAGUUUGCUGGAGGAGGCAGGACUACCAGUGGAUUAAACCUUUUCCAGUCCCCUCCACAAGGUUCCCCAUCCUCUGGUAGAGGACAGCACAGUCAGCAGCCUGCUGAGGGCUCCCCAUCUUCCCUCAGCCAUUCUAGCCUGGCAGGCCUCCAGUCUGGCUGCUUACCUCACCAGAUGUCACUGGAAAGGUCUGCAUUGGCUUCUCUGGCCCAGUAUGGUUCAGCAAACGCCUCACCCUGCCUUACUCCAGUCGCACCCAGUCCCACUGUUCAAAGCCCUGUGGCAGGCAGGACUUUCCACUACAGUGACCCUUCUAGUGUCACAGGAUCCCACAGUUCUUUGCUCAUGCCUCAAACUUGUUUUCCUUCACAGCUUCCAAGCCAGCCACAAAGUACAGGAAGAGAUUCCCCUCUGGGACGUUUUUCUGAGGACCUAAAGCUUUUAUCUAGCUCCCAUUCAUCCCUGCCCCAAGAGGUGGCCCAGGUCUUAAGCCACCAAACUCCUUGCUCUUCAAUAGAAACUGGGUAUUACCCUUCUCCAUUUUCCUCUCCUACUCUUGUACCCAAACCCUGUAGCUCAGUGCCAGGGCACAUGACUCCUCCAAUCCAGAUGUCUCCGGGGCACCCUCACCAGACUUAUUCCUCCGGGGCCUCACCAGCCUUGUCUUUACGGAGGGACUCUGCUGCCUUUUCAUCUGAUCUAGAACCUCAGUCUGUCCGCUCUAAACUCCCUUCAAAUUUGUGA
Pundamilia nyererei is the source of this 3767-nucleotide messenger RNA. It is a transcript of the gene hcn4, whose product is annotated as hyperpolarization activated cyclic nucleotide-gated potassium channel 4. The record is from RefSeq and is a predicted model, not a curated record. Lineage: Eukaryota; Metazoa; Chordata; Actinopteri; Cichliformes; Cichlidae. The transcript is spliced from 9 exons. Gene Ontology annotation, biological process: sodium ion transmembrane transport; regulation of membrane depolarization; potassium ion transmembrane transport. Gene Ontology annotation, molecular function: voltage-gated potassium channel activity. Gene Ontology annotation, cellular component: HCN channel complex; membrane; axon. The coding region runs from base 6 to 3767 and encodes 1253 amino acids.